This is a messenger RNA of Vespula vulgaris, 10960 nucleotides long. It is a transcript of the gene Cadps, whose product is annotated as calcium-dependent secretion activator. The transcript has 16 exons. The record is from RefSeq and is a predicted model, not a curated record. NCBI's taxonomy places the organism in Eukaryota, Metazoa, Arthropoda, Insecta, Hymenoptera, Vespidae. The coding region runs from base 450 to 4649 and encodes 1399 amino acids. Gene Ontology annotation, biological process: dense core granule exocytosis; synaptic vesicle exocytosis.
GCGCAAGUACCGUUUCCAUUCGAAGCGUACUUGCAUCACGUCACGACGUUCGUCCCUCAUCGUCGGACUGAUCUAAUUACCAAGGAGAAAGCGUGCCUUUUAGGAAGCUUAAUUGCAAGGAAACAUCAUCGCGACGAGAGUCUAUCUUUAUCUACUUUGAAGCUUUCACUGAAGAUACACAUUAUCAUCUAAUCAAGACUUAAUCAAGAACACUUAUACGUGUUUCAAGACUUCACAAUGGCUGUACGAUUGUCUUCUAUGUUGUGACCACGCUACAUCUGAUACGAGAAACAAGAAGAAAUAAGGUGAAUAGAAGAGGAAUUUAGGAUAAUCUUGGCGUGCAAGACGGGUCCGUGAUCAAGUGAAGCGGCUGGACCUCCAUAUUGGGAGGUCGAGGACCGCUCGGUGAAGCGUUUGGGCCUUGGAAGAAGGCCUAACAUAUAUAAAAGAUGAUAGAUCCAAGUUCAUCGGAGGAGGAGAGCGAAGAGGACCAGAGUACUCACCAUGGAGGUGGCGGCGGUGGCCGUGGAGGUAGCGGAAGCUCCCACGGUUCCCACCACCAUCCUGCUGGUGGUCCUGGAGGUGGUACAGUUUCCGGGAGCGUUGGUUCGCUCGCAUCGGGCAUCACCGCGUCUCCUGGUGGCUCGAACCACGUCGGUCCAGCCGGUGGUAUUGGCACACAUGGUCCAGCUCGUACUGCCGGCACGCUCUCACAAGAUUCUGGUUCUGCUCUCGACGUACCAAGUAUUUCGAGUGCAAGAAAUUCUUUGUCACCCUCUAUGAGUGCAGCUCAAGAUGCUGCAAAUUAUUCUCAGAGACCAACCAGUCCUUCGCCGUCUGUUGCUAGUGAAAAAACUGAAGUGGAUUUGCAGGAUAAACAAGAGAGAGAAGAAGAAGAAAGGAAGACCAGGAUACAACUGUACGUUUUUAUUUCACGAUGCAUUGCUUACCCAUUCAAUGCGAAACAACCGAUGGAUAUGACACGUAGGCAAAUGAAAGUAACGAAGCAACAACUCGAAACAAUCUGCUCUCGCUUUCAGGGUUUCUUGAAAGGUGAAACGCAGAUAAUGGCCGACGAGGCUUUCCGCAAUGCGAUACAGAAUUACUUCGACGUAUUUCUGAAAUCAGACAGAGUAGUUCGAAUGGUACAAAGCGGUGCUUGUUCCCAAUUCGACUUCCGUGAGGUAUUUAAGAAGAACAUUGAAAAACGUGUUCGAAGCCUCCCGGAAAUCGACGGGCUGAGCAAAGAGACUGUGCUUACGUCCUGGUUGGCCAAGUUCGAUUGUAUCAUCAAGGGGACAGGUGAUGAAGACACAAAGAGGCCUUCCAGGAUGCAACAGCAGUCUUUGAACUCGGAAUUGAUAUUGUCGAAGGAGCAGUUGUACGACAUGUUUCAGCAAAUCCUUGGAAUUAAGAAGUUUGAACAUCAGCUUCUGUUCAACGCCCUCCUGUUGGACUCAGCCGACGAACAGGCUGCCGCCAUCAGGAGGGAGCUGGACGGUCGCAUACAAAAAGUCAACGAAAUGGAGAAGAACCGCAAGCUCAUGCCGAGGUUCCUCCUGAAAGAGAUGGAGUCGCUCUACAUCGAGGAGCUCAAGUCGUCUAUCAACCUGCUAAUGGCUAAUUUGGAGUCGUUACCGGUCUCCAAGGGUUCGAUAGACAGCAAAUACGGGCUGCAGAAGCUGAAGCGCUACAACUAUCGUGGUGAGCGCUCCCGCUGCCGCGGUCAGGGUUCCCUCGCUAAACUGGAGGGCGACUCCGCUGAUUCCGAUCCCCAGCUGUCAAAAAUAGACGUCGGCCUGACUUUCCAAUUGGAAGUAGUUGUUAUGGAGGUCAAAGGCCUAAAGAGUCUAGCACCCAAUAAAAUAGUUUAUUGCACUAUGCAAGUGGAGGGUAGCGAGAAGUUACAGACUGAUCAAGCCGAAGCGUCCAAACCAAUGUGGGAUACUCAGGGCGAUUUUACCACGAUGCAUCCUCUCCCCGUAGUGAAAGUUAGACUUUACACAGAAAAUCCAGCUGUAUUGGCUUUGGAGGAUAAGGAAUUGGGAAAGGUUGUAUUGAGGCCAACUCCACUUUCAUGCAAAGUACCAGAAUGGCAUCGAAUGAGGGUACCAAAGAAUAAUCCUGAUCAAGAUCUCCGUAUGAAGAUAGCUUGUCGAAUGGAUAAGCCAUUGAACAUGAAACAUUGUGGUUAUCUUUACGCUCAGGGCAAGUCUGUAUGGAAAAAGUGGAAGAAGCGAUAUUUUGUGUUGGUCCAAGUCUCGCAGUACACAUUUGCGAUGUGCUCGUAUAAAGAAAAGAAAAGCGAGCCGUCGGAAAUGAUGCAGCUCGAUGGCUAUACCGUGGACUAUAUCGAAGCUAUUUCCGCUAAUCUCAUGGUCGGCAUGGAUUUAGAAGGCGGAAGGUUCUUUUUCAACGCGGUACGUGAAGGUGACAAUAUAGUCUACGCCUCGGAUGACGAAAACGAAUGCCAUUUAUGGGUAAUGGCUAUGUACAGAGCGACAGGACAGUCGCACAAGCCGACACCACCAGUAUCCGUGGCAGACAAGAAUUCAACGAUUAGCAAGAUUCAAGGAGAUGCUGACAGAGCUAAGAAACAUGGAAUGGAAGAUUACAUUAGUGCGGAUCCAUGUAAAUUCGAUCAUCAUGCACUUUUCAAAUUUCUACAGAAUUUAAUCCUGGACUACAGACUGAACGAUCCUUAUUGCUCCUUGGGUUGGUUCUCUCCUGGUCAAGUUUUUGUGCUUGAUGAGUAUUGUGCUAGAUACGGUGUGCGUGGCUGCUUCCGUCAUCUUUGUUACUUACACGAUCUUCUAGACAGAGUCGAUCGUGGACUUAUGAUAGAUCCAACGUUGCUACACUUUAGCUUUGCUUUUUGUGCUACUCACGUUUAUGGUAACACCACGGAUGGCGUAGGUUCGAUCACUCACGAGGAAAAAGAUAAAUUUCAGGAGGUCAAAGAGAGACUUAGAAAAAUCCUUGAAAAACAAAUUACAAAUUUCAGAUAUAGCUUUCCAUUUGGACGACCAGAAGGUGCUUUGAAGUCUACCCUAUCUCUUUUGGAACGUGUUUUGAUGAAGGAUAGUGUAACACCAGUUCCGCAAGAAGAAGUUAAAGGCUUGAUCAAGUCCUGUUUAGAAACGGCAGCUCUCGUAAAUUACACGAAGCUGUCGGCGGAAGCUAAGAUCGAAGAUGAUUUCAGUGGCGAGGUUUGCGUACCUCCUAGCAAAAAGUUGGAGGAUUUAAUACAUCUUGCCGAAUUGUGCGUCGAUCUCCUCCAACAAAACGAAGAGCAUUAUUCGGAGACUGUACCGCAGGCGUUCGCCUGGUUUAGCGAUCUCAUGGUGGAGCACGCCGAGAUCUUUUGGUCGCUUUUUGCUGUCGACAUGGAUAAGGUCUUGGCUGAGCAACCACCUGAUACCUGGGACAGUUUCCCACUGUUCCAGAUUUUGAAUGAUUAUCUUAGAACAGAUGACAACUUGAAGAAUGGAAGGUUUCAUCAACACUUGCGUGACACGUUUGCUCCGUUGGUCGUACGAUACGUCGAUUUAAUGGAAACAUCAAUUGCUCAGUCCAUUCACAAAGGAUUCGAAAAAGAACGUUGGGAGAUCAAAGGAAACGGUUGUGCAACCUCCGAAGAUCUUUUCUGGAAGCUCGAUGCUUUGCAAUCGUUUAUCGGUGGCUUACAUUGGCCAGAUCAAGAAUUUCGACAACACCUAGAGCAACGAUUGAAACUGAUGGCCUGUGAUAUGAUAGAAUCGUGCAUUCAGAGGACAGACACGGCUUUUCAGCAAUGGCUUAAAAAGGGUGUGACGUUUACAUCGACCGAUUAUAUAAUACCAUCUGAAAUGUGUGCUAUGGUGAAUGUUAUUUUGGAUGCAAAGAAUCAGAGUUUCAAACUUUGCACUGUCGAUGGCGUCGACGUGCAUCAAUAUCAUUCGAAGAUCGAUGAUCUAUUAGAAAAAACUUCAGCCGCAAUGAACCAGGGAAUGAUUAAUAAAUUAGUUACAGUUUUGGAAACAACAUUGUCCAAGUUAUCUCGUUACGAUGAAGGAUCUCUUAUCGGUUCUAUCCUUAGCUUUACGAAGGUGUCGGGAAGCGGUAAGGAAAUGGGUCAAGCGUACGUUAAUUUCACAAGGAAUUGUAUGGAUCAGAUUCGUAGCAAAGUACUCGACGAAUUAUGGAUUUUGACUUUCUUCGAGCAAUGGUACACCGCACAAAUUCAAAUGCUGUGCACGUGGCUGUCCGAGAGACUAGAUCAUAGUUUACAUCUUUAUCAAUGUACCUGUCUCGCUCACAUCGUUAAGAAGAUCUAUUCGGACUUUGAGCUUCAAGGUGUGAUGGAGGAAAAGCUCAACUCGAAGACAUAUCAGACUAUAUCCAAAAGGAUGCAGACGGAAGAAGCAACUUGUGCCUUAACCAUGAGCGCUCAGAACGAAGAAGGACUUUCCGAAAAUGGUAACGACGAAGACGUGGAAAGACCAAAAACAAAGGUGACGAUCGUGGAAACGAUGGGAGGAGAAGAUGCGAACUAUGUAGCAAAUAUCAGCAACGUAACUUCUAACGUUGUUGGCAAAGUCGGCAGUAUGUUCGGCAAGGGUAUCGGUGGUCUCUCUGGCAAAUUUGGUGGUGCCACCAGUUGGUUCUAGUUAUUAUUUCUAGUAUUCUGCCAGUAAACUUUAUAUUUGUCUAGAGGAAUGUUCCUUCGUUAUAAGUAAAUAAGACACACAGACAGACGGACAGACAAAAAGAGAAAGGGAGAGAAAGAGAGAGAGAAAGAAAAAGAGAAAGAGAGAACUCAGGUGACAGGACUUCUAAUACAUAAAUAUAGCACAGUAUUUUAAACGUAUACAAUGAUUUAGAAUUUCGUCCAUACAGCGAAUUUUCCUGAUUAAAUGUUUUAAUCGGUCGGGAACUCUUUCGAUUUCUCGCAGUUUGAUUAUGAAAUUCAACAUUUUUAACUUGUAGCAAUGUUACGAUCGAUUGAAGAUCUUUUGAAUAGAAGGAAGGAAUGAAAGAAAGAAGGAAAGAAAGAAAGAAAGAAUGAAAGAAAGAAAGGAAGGAAGAAAGAGAGAGAGAGAGAGAGAGAGAAACUGUUUCUAAUAUCUACACGUAUAUAAACACAUUGAGAUUUUCUCACGCGAUUUAUCCAUUAUUUUGGAUAUUGGAAUAGAGAAAAAAAGAUUGCAUCUGUCCAUUAAGAAAUGAACUUCAGAGAAUAAGUCAAAAACGAGUAUAAUUAUAAAUAUACCUUAUGCAAAAUAUAUACAUAUGUAUAUAUAACAGAUGCAUAUACAUAUACAUUCGUAUAUUAUAUGUACUCUGUAAUUAUGAAGUACUCAAAUACAUUUUCUCGAAAAUGUACACCAAAUACGUCGUUAAAUAUUAGCAGACAUUGUGACAACAUAUACGUAUACGUAUUCAAAUUGGGUAGACCAAAAGUUUUUAGGUAAUUUUAAAAAUUCAAUUUACGCUAUUUUUCGAAACCCUUCUAGGCUUUUUUAUCAGAUUGUAAAACUACAAGCUUCUAGUUUGUUUGAACGAUCUGAAAAAAGAAAAGAAAAAUUAGCCUGAAAUGUCUUGAAAAAGAGUAUAACUAAUUUGUUAAAAUCACUUAGGGACUUUUUGCCGACCCUAUAAAUGAAAAUAAAAUUUUCAUCGAGUCCGUGUAACUACAAGAAAAUGUGCUAUAUACAUACAUAUUAUUAUUAUUAUAUAAAAGAAAAGAAAGAGAGAUAGGGGAGGUGUAUGAAAAUGUUAAGAAAACAAAAUUGAAUUAUGCAGAGAAUUACAAGAUAUGAUUUUUGGAGAAAGAUUUCUUCGGUCGAUUGCAACGUAGCUCGGUAGAGAGAAAAGAAGAAAAAAGAAAAAUUGUCUCUAAUAAGUAAAAGAGAAGCGUCGACUUUCUAACACGGGAAGAAUACUUUCAUAGUUGUUAGGUAUACGAUUGCUGUUAUCUGUUGGACGACCAUUCUUAUAUUCCUCUAUAACAAUCUCUAAAAAAAUUAAUUAGAAUUAAACCUCUUCGAAUUUAAUAUUUUCAAUAGACGUUAUUUGUCUUGUUUUAGCUAACUUUUACUUUUGCAAACUAUAAUAAUCAGUCCAUAUUAUAACAUAAUCGUAUUGUUUUCGAUUAGAAAGUAAUACAAACAAAACUUAUCUGCAUCGUCCUUUACUUUUUUACACUCGAAACAUAAUACAUAAAAAUAGAAAAAAGAAAUUGCAAAUCUGUAAUUACAUCGACUUUUUUCUUUUUCUUUCUUUUUUUUUUUUUCAAUCGAUCGCCACCAAAAGUGAAGCUGAAAUUUUCGAAAGUUGGAUAAUUUCCCAAACGGCAAUAAAUAUCUUAUAAAUAAGAACUUAUAUUCUCCAAUGAUGACGAUGAUAAUAAUGAUAUAAUGUCUCUAUAUGUACAAUUAAUUAAUUAAUUAAUUAAUUACAAGUUAAAAAUAUAGACUGGAAGAGUAACAUUUUUCAUAGUUUUCGCGAAACAGAAUCGAUAAAGAAAAUAGUUUCGAUGGUACUAGUUUAAAAAUAAUUCAUGACACGAGAAUAAAAAAGAAAGAAAACAGAAGAUAAGAAAUAUGAAUAAAUAGGACAGCCAAGCUUUCUCUAUAUUCAGAUUAAACAAAUGAUUUUGUGAAUGGUCGCUGUUAACCAUCAGAAGCAGUGAACGUGGGGAAAAAAAUAUAUAUGUGCGUGUAUGUAUACACACACUCAUAUAUAUAUAAUGUUACGAACAUAAAGAUAUGUGGCAAUGUAUUGGUCGUUGAUUACAAAAGUGGAAAAGGAAAGAUAAAUAAAUAAAUAAAUAAAUAACUAAAAUAAAUAAAUAAAUAAAUAAAUGUGGCCCGUGCCUUUAAAAUACAUACUUGCAAAGAGGGAGAGGAGAGAGAAAGAGAGAAAGAGAAAGAGAGAGAGAGAGAAAAUGAGCUGACAUACAUAGAUUGAAACAGAGAUUAUCGAUCGAAAUCGAGACUUUACUUAACGAAGGACGAAUUGGCAUGAGAUGAGAAUUCGAUAAAACGAUUUUUUUCCUCAAUUAACAACAACAAAAAUAAAGUAAUCGAACGUGUAAAAUUGGAAGUACAUAUGUAGAUACCUAUAUAUUUCUCUCUUCUAUAUAGUUUUUUUUGUUUUUUCUUUUGUCCUAUCUUAUAAAUAUUCUACAAAAAAAGUAAAUGUUAUGUAGGUUUACAUUAAAACGUGGACGUUAAUCUUUUAACGCGUUUAAUGUGUGCAUAUUUUCAAGGAUUAAACGUAAAAAAAGAAAAAAAGAGAAAAAAAUAAUAUGAUAAAAAUGCCACAAUAAUGAUCGUACUACAUUAGCAAAUGUUCCAUUUAGUUUGAUAAAUCGUUGAAAGUGCAUAGCGAUACGCGCGAAAUAUUAGUUGCACGAAGAAGGAUAUGGAAAAUCGUUUUUACAACCUCAGAUAUAUUAAUAUGUGACUACAACUUUUUCACGAUUUCGAAAAUUGUCAUUUGAAUAUAAUUAACAAAAAAAAAACAAAGAUAAAGAACAAGAAUAGAAAAAGAAGAAAUUAAUAAAAAAUUUUUAAAAAUGUGAGCCCAAUUAUCGCGAUGAAGUUUAAAUAUCAUUGAGAUUUAUCUAUAGAACUAUUUGACUGUAUCUCUACCUCAUGUUCAAAGAAAUAUUUUUGUCUAACUUGUACGAAUUUGAACGUGUAAAGUGAGUGAACAAUACAUGGUAACAAAUAUUUUAUUGUUCUAAAUAUUCUAAUUUAAUUAUUACUAGUAUUAUUAGCUUCACUUGUUAUUACUAAUUGGACUAAUGUACAAUAAUGAUUCUCUUUAUACAUACGAGAUUAUUUCUAAUAAUGUGCAUUAUUUUAAAAAUUUUAGAAAUUUUUACAAAGAUUGUAUAAGUAUUGAAAAACUUUGAAAUUCACAAAUGUAAAAACUGAAGAAACUGAAAUCACGUCAAAUUCUUUCUUUUUUAAAGAAACUGAAACAUAUCGAGUGCAGCUCCGAUUAUAAAACAAAACCGAAAAAAAUAAAGUAUCGUCUCCGAAACGAUUUUCAUCCUUCCUCGAUGCGCUGAGCAGUGAUAUAAAGAAACUAAAACUUGGAAAAAAAAAUAAUAAAAAAUUAAAAACUGCAGAAAAAAAACAAGAAGAGACAAUUUCGUACGCGACAAAAAAAAUUUCAAUAUGACAUCUGGAUAAGAUGUUUGUUCUGUUACAAAAAAGAAAAGAAAAGAAAAGAAAAAAGAAAAAAUACAUAUUGUAUAAUUAUCCCGUUCGUUUGUAAAUAUUUUUAGAGGAAAAGGAGAAGGAGGAGGAAACCAAAAGGGAGGAAGAGCGCAGCAAUUUUUAUAUGAAUUCAAAUUAUCACGUUCUCUCGUUGUAUGUAUGACAAUUAUACGGUGCUUCAAAAUUUAUUUGAAGACAUGAUAAAAAAGAUUUAAAAAAAAGUAAAUAAAUAAAUAAAAGGAAAAGACGAAAAAAUAAUGCCAAAAAGUUAACAACAAAUAUUCCGUUGAUUACAGUCUUCGAUCAGAAACAAUUUCCUAAAUUUGAAGAAAGAAAGAAAAGGAAAUUAAUUAAAAAAAAAGGAGUAAGAUGAAAGCUAAAAACAAUAACGAUAAUAAUAAUAAUAAUAAUAAUAAUUAUAAUAAUUAUAAUAAUAAUAAUUAUAACAACAACAACAACAACAACAACAACAACAACAACAACAAUAAUAAUAAUAAUAAUAAUUAUAAUUAUAAUAAUAAUAAAAAAUUUUCGCAUGGUACCAACAAUCGCCUUUGAUGGGAUAAUUUUGACAAACUAAUUUUCAUUGUCAAAAUCCGAGAGAAAGAAAGAGAGACAGAGAGAGAGAGAGAGAGAGAAAGAGAGAGAAAGAGAGAGACGUAUGACAGUUUCUUAAAAGAUUAAAGAAAAAAGAAGAAACAGAUAAAAGAGAAAAAGAGAAAGAAAAGUAAUUGUUAUCACACCGUAUACAUGAUUCUUUUCAUCUCGUAUGUAUCAUUGAGUGUUUAAACACAACCACGCAACAACAAAAUAAUAACAAUUACAAGAAGAACAACAAUAAAAAGAAGAAAAGAUAAAUUAACAAAGCUCUUCUAAUCUUGUCGAUCCGCGUAAAAAAUAAAAAAAAAGCACAAACUAUUAUAAGUAAAUGUGCAAGACAUAAUACUUUUGAUAAAUGACAUCAGUUGAUACGAUUGUCAACGUUGGGCUAAACAGAAAAAAAAAAAACAAUAAAUUAGAUUUUUUCUAUUUUUCUUUCCUUUUUUUUUUUACUUAUGUUACAGUACAUUCAUUCAGGAUAAUUUUUCUCUUUACACAUUAACACACACUUUGACCGAUCUCCUUCUACUUAUAUAUCUUUUCAUUUUCUCUCUCUAUCUAUUUCUACUAGAUAUAUAUUAUUAUAAUUAAUUAUUACUUAUUAACGAUUAAUUAUUAAGAGCUCUUGUGCCGAACGCGCCGACUAAUUUAAAAAUCUGUCCUUAGGUUUGGAGACAUUGUAUACUUAGGUUUCUUUCCAUGUAAUUAUUUUAACUAUUAUUUCCUUUUCGGUUACCCGAGGAAGAGAAAAUUAAAAAAGAAAAAAGAUGAAAGGAAAUUAUUGAAAAGACAUAUAAUAUCGAAACGUUAUCAAAAGUAAAGCUACUCUAAAAUCAUUAUAUUGUACCUAUAUUGACGCUAACGAGUCGUUAGAAUUAUUAUGAUUAUCAUUAUUAUUCUUACUAUUGGUAUAAUUAUCUCUCUAUAAUCUAUGACUAAUUAGAUUAGAACAGUUACGAAACGAUCUCUGCGCCGGCAAUAGUAAUCUAUACACCGAAUGGGACUUAUGUACGGAUUUUUGUGUACAUGUAUACAUUAUACACACACACAUAUAUUUACAGAGUUACAGAGUAACAGAACACCCACACACACAAACGUUUAUACAAACAAGAAAGAUUACUCUUCCCUUUUGUCUCCUCCUAAUCUACAUUCUAAUCGAGACACUUAAAUUACACAUACACUUACAAACAAAAACAAAACAACACAUUUUACCUCUUUAAUCCACCCUCGCUCCCCUUUACUCACUCUAUCUUUAUGUCCGUCUCUGUCUCUUCAUGUUGCGUUUAAAACCACAAAGAGAUACUUAACUUACCUUAACUUAUCUUAACUUAACUUAACUUAACUUAACUUAACUUAAAAAGAAAUAAAAAGAAAAAAAAACAAAAACAACAACAAAAACAAAAUAAAAAAACAAACAAACUUCGGCCGUGGAGAGAGGAAGAUAUCUUUUUAAUUCUUUAGCCAAUGUUCUAGUCGAUUUAACUUCUACUCAAAACUGUUGUUCUCUCGUUAAUAAAAAGUCCGACGAAAAAAAAAUUUAUGACGAAAAAAAAAGAAUUAACAAAACAAUGAACGGUCCAAAACGUAUCCCCGAAAUUUACUUCCUUCAUAAGCAAAAUGUGACAAAGAAAGAAAGAAAAGGAAAAACCGAAAGAGAAAAAAAGAAAUGGGAAGAUCGAAGAUCGAAGAAGAUAAUGAUGCAUGUUAAUAAAUAACCAAACAACAAAUAUAUAUAUAUAUAUAUAUAUAUAUAUAUAUAUAUAUACACAAAUUAUAUAUGUAUGUAUACACAUAUAUAAAUGAUCAUCCACUCAUCUAGCCCUUCUUCACUAAAAUAGGAAAAAAAAAAGAAAAUUUUUUAUCAAACGCUAAACUGACCACACAUAUCUACAUACAUACCUACAUAAAUACAUAUUACAUAUACAUUUUAGUGCGAGAUAUAACUUGAUUUUAAAGAAAAAGAAAAAAACCAUGCGCGCUGACAUUAUUUACUCACGCAGGAAUUUUCAUGCACGCAAACACACGCAUUUUCACAUGGCAUUGUCAUUGUAUAAGAAGAUGAAAAGAAGAGGAGGAAGAGAAAAUUAAUAUUGAAAAAGAGCGAUCUACCUUAUGUAAAUAAACGAUAUAUGUACGUUGGUACCUCA